GCUGAGAACGGCCUCGCUGACGCCGAGUUCCCCCGGGGCUAUGACACGCCGCGUUGCGUUGAGACAAAGCCCUGGAACACAGCAAAAGAAGUGCGGACUCCGUCUCCUUGGCUGUCACGAAUCCGUACCCCAUCACCGCUUUUGCAAAGGGCCUACGAUUUGCCACCACCAUUGGCGUUUUCUCCGCUUCUUCCCGGCUCCAGGGUUCGAGCUAAGUCGCCAUGGUCCACAUCUUCCUCUGCAGGUGAAGUCGACCCGCCUUCCAGGGGCUCCAUUGGACAUCCCUACAGUUGUGGGGCGGCUUGCAAAUACAGUGGGAAACCCCGUGGAUGCAAGGAGGGCAGGUUGCAGAAGGCAUGCUGA
Messenger RNA from Cladocopium goreaui, 363 nucleotides. The record is from the annotation of a GenBank genome assembly. NCBI's taxonomy places the organism in Eukaryota, Dinophyceae, Suessiales, Symbiodiniaceae.